AUGCCUCGCACAAAGCGCUUUCAUGCGCUGAAGCGUCCUAAACUCCGUCAAGAUUGGUCAAAAUGGAACCUUUACAACCUCACACGAGUCACAACACCCCCCGCAUCAAAUAAGACCUUCUUCCAGCAAAAAUGGGCGGCCAAAAGUAUGCUGCGAUCAUAUCACAAUCCCGAUGUUCGUGAGGGCACGUGGACACGGAUGUUCGACAGGCGAUUACCGGCAGUGGUUCCGAUGGAUCAUCGAUAUCUGGCGAAAGAGGACGGUAGCGAGAUGGCAAAGGGACGAGGAAUGGGAGUUGAGAAGAGCCCAGUCGAAGAGCAGGACGCUCGAACAGGCGCGGCACGCAACAGGGCCAACCAGAAGACGCCUUACAUGCACAUGACAUUUCACCCUCUAGAGCGGCGGCUAGACACGUCCAUAUUUCGUGCUCUGUUCGCAAGCUCAACGCGGCAGGCCCGUCAAUUUGUCGUGCAUGGAUUCGUCAAAGUCAACGGGAAGAAGAUGAAAUAUCCUGGAUACCAACUAAACCCGGGCGACAUGUUCUCGGUCGAGCCAGACAUGGUUCUAUUCGCCACUGGAGCACGGAAGAUGAAGAAGGACGAUAACAGAUCAAAUCUGGAGGUUCAGCGGGCGUACUUGAAGCGGCAGGAGCGGGAGGAGGAGACCAACGAGCAGAGAUCGCGAAGAAGGGAGCAAGAGGCGGAGGAUGCCAUGGAGGAAGACGUUGAUGCGGAGGAGCUCGAGGAUGGUGCAUCACCUGGGGACGGCGUGGCUGUUGUGGAUCCAAAGACAAAUUACGGCACAGAGCUUCGAGCAUUAAUGAAGCGUGCCAAAGUCAUUCUGGCCGACUCAAAGCGCGAUUUGUCCGGCAAGAGCAAGAUUGAACUACGAAACUUCACUCGCCAGGUCAAGACAGUAUUUGCCAAGCUCAGAAAGACGGAGGAGUCUGAGACAGAGGCAACACUCGAAGGGCUGGAGACCACAUUGGCCGAGAUCUUGACGAAAGUACCACAGGAUUCCGUGCCACAAAGCGAGAACCCUGCAAGCACGGAAGUGACAGAUGCAGCAGCAUCAAGCGAAACACCUGCACAGUCGAUAAAAGAGAACGCCAAUCGCGCACGAAAGGACGCCGAGCUUCUUCACGCCGCCCUGGAACGAGCUCGCGCAAAUCCAAUUGAUCAAUCAAAGCCAUAUGCGACACCCUGGGAACCACGAGAGUUCAUGAGUGCAUUUGCGUUCAUACCGAGAUAUUUGGAAGUCAACCAGAAUAUUUGCUCGGCGGUCUACCUGCGGCAUCCUGUUGCGCGACCUGGGCUUGCGGAGGUUCCAACUCCUUUUUCAGCAGAAACGAUGGCGCUGGGAUUCAACUGGUAUCUACGAAGGAGAUGAGCGUGUCUCCUGGCAUGGGUGGUGCUCAGUGUAUCAUAUUCGGGCGUCAUGUGCCAUACCACAGGAUUGUACGAUGUACAUUUCAAGGAAGCGAUCCCUGCGAAGGAUUCAAAUUCGACUUGACUCCUCUUUGUCCAUUGCUCUUCAGCCUCCGAAACUCUGAUGUCGUUGCUGUUCGUUCAUUCAAGUUCG
Molecule: messenger RNA, 1581 nt
Organism: Zymoseptoria tritici IPO323
Lineage: Eukaryota; Fungi; Ascomycota; Dothideomycetes; Mycosphaerellales; Mycosphaerellaceae
Exons: 2
Coding region: 1-1389 (462 amino acids)
Biological process (GO): positive regulation of translational fidelity
Cellular component (GO): mitochondrial small ribosomal subunit
Molecular function (GO): structural constituent of ribosome; rRNA binding
Source: RefSeq, a predicted model, not a curated record